UGUGAUUGAUAUUUGAUAAAUUAACAACGAACCAAUCAGGAAACCUUAUUGACACAUCAAAGAGAACAUUUUCUUUUUUCGCAUCGGUGAAGUGCACAACGUUUACGAUUAAUGCGAUUCAGAAUAAAAAAAUAUAAUUCGUAAAUAUUUUCGACAAACUUUUUAUUAAUUUCGAAUUAAUUUGUUGAUUUUUCCGUUGAUUAUAGUGAAAUUAUCUUUUCGAGAGAGACUAUAUCAUUGUCGAGAUUGUUUUUUUUUCUACAACUGUCGCGGGAGUAAAGUGAGAAAAUAUUCUUAAUUAAUAAGUUUAAAAAGAUGUGUGAAUUAUAAAAAAGUUAAUUUUAAAUAUUUCUUAUUAAAAUAGAACGUGCUAUGUAAUAAUUUGCAGUAUAAUAAACGUUUAUAUAUUGCGACAGAGAAUGUUGGAGGUUAUAGAUAUUCGGAAAAUUUUAUAUCUUCAUAACGUGCUUCAUACCCUCCAGCAUACAAUCAUGUGGUACAUGAUGAUGAUGAUCUGCAUAAAAAGUGAUGAUGCUCAUUCAAAAGGAACACACGAAAAUAUUGGAUGAAAUGUUCAGUGGGCUAUACCUGCAGCUGCUGAUGAGUUACCUCACCAUCUGCGUGAUUGGAUUUCAGUUAGUGGUAGUGGCGAUGAUGGCCUGAUGAAAUAUUUUAAAAUAUAUACAUAUAUAUUUACGAGGAGUGUACUUGUGAGCUUCAAUGAAAACACCAGUUGGAAGAAUCUAUCUCCGAGUAGGUGGAUUGAUGCGAAGAAGAAAGAUCGAGGGUAUAUAUCGGCUCCACGCACACUACACAUAUGGAUCCGCCCUUCGCUGGAAAUCCUUCAUAUUUUGCAACUAAAAAGGGACAAAAAGAACAGAGGACAUCAUCGAGGACAUAAUUGUUUUUUGGAGUUUGUUUUCAAAAAUUUGGUACAUGGCGCGGGUGUAUUCGAGCUGAGGCUAAGAUCAUUUGUAAAUGAAUUCGGAAAGGAUAGUUUAGGAAAAUGUUGCUCGGGAAGUACAACAAGAACAGGAGAAUGUUCGGGUGCAUGUAAAAUUCGUUUUCGGGCGUGUCUUAAACAAUAUCAAAAUACAAUAGACACAUCAACGUCAUGCACCUAUGGAGAUGUCAUUACACCUGUUCUUGGUGAAAAUAAUGUCAAUUUCACAUCAACAAAAAUGGUCUCAAACAUCAUCAAUCCCCUUAGGUUUCCAUUUGAAUUCUCAUGGCCGGGUUCAUUCUCGCUGAUAGUGGAGGCGUAUCAUGACACCGACAACAUCACGAACAAUACUUCCGAGAAAGUCCUGUUGGCAAGAUUAGCAACCCAGAUGUGGUUGGGUAUUGGACCAAAAUGGAUAGAGGUUGAGGAGCAAAAUGCUCAUUCGCUGAUGGCCUACGGGUUCAGGGUGAUAUGCGCGCCAAACUACUAUGGGCAAAAGUGUGAGAAUUUCUGCAGGCCUCGGGACGAUAGAUUCGGGCAUAACAGCUGCAGUCCGACCGGUGAACGUAUUUGCCUCUCGGGAUGGACCGGUGACUACUGCAACAAACCCAGCUGCCUGCCCGGAUGCGACGAGCAACACGGACACUGCAAUCGACCCAACGAAUGCAUAUGUCAUACAGGAUGGAAAGGACCAUUUUGCGAUCAGUGUGAAAUGUAUCCUGGUUGUAAGCAUGGAAUUUGUCACAAGCCAUGGGAGUGUCUUUGCGAUGAGGGCUGGGGUGGUCUAUUCUGUAAUCAGGAUCUCAACUAUUGUACAAAUCAUAAACCAUGUCGGAACAAUGGGACAUGCUUUAACACGGGACAAGGUUCUUAUACAUGUUCAUGCGCUCCUGGUUUUACUGGGACUGAUUGUGAAAAAUCACUUUUGGAUUGUCACGCAAAACCAUGUUUAAAUGGUGGUCUGUGCAGUAUGGAACAACGUGGAAAUAGUGGUAGUGGUGGUAAUGAGACAACGGCAAUUGGAAAAAUAAAUUCACAACGUGCUUAUCGUUGUACAUGUCCAGCGGGAUGGCGUGGUCGUCAUUGUGAAAUUAGUACAAGAUCUUGCCGUGAUAUGCCUUGUUCACAUGGUGCAACAUGUGAGGAUGACUCAUUGAGAGGAUAUACCUGUUUGUGUCCACCGGGUUUCACUGGUCAUGAAUGUGAAUUGCAAAUCGAUGAAUGUGCACCAAAUCCAUGUUCAAAUGGUGGAACGUGCAGUGAUAUGGUCAAUGGAUUUAAUUGUAGUUGUCCAUUGGGUUUUAGUGGUGAACGUUGUGAAAUUAAUAUUGACGACUGUCAGGGUGAUCCAUGUUUAAAUGGAGGGACUUGUAAGGAUAUGAUUAAUCAAUUUCGAUGUUUAUGUGUACCGGGUUUUGUUGGACGAUUAUGUCAGGAUAAAGUUGAUUAUUGUCAAACAAAACCAUGUGCAAAUGGUGGUAAAUGUAUAUCGGGUACAAAUGAUUAUCAAUGUCAAUGUAAAGCGGGUUUCACUGGUAAGGAUUGUAGUAUUUUUGUCGAUGAAUGUAAAAGUGGACCUUGUCAAAAUGGUGGGAGUUGUCGUAAUGUGGUGAAUGGAUUUUUGUGCGAGUGUCCAGAGGGUUAUCGUGGUGAUACUUGCGCUGAGGAGGGUUCAGCGGUGGCGGUGGCAUCGUCGGCUAUAAAUGUACCACCAUCGGGUGCGAGUUAUUGGUCGGGAAAUCUUUCGAAGCAUGUUGCAUCGGCUGAGGCAAGAAAUGAGGGUUUAACAACGGAGCAUGUUGUUGUUAUUGCAACAUUAUCGACGGCAGUGCCGGCGUUUGUUUUGGUGGCUGCAAUAGCGGUGAUGUGUAUGAAGAGUCGACAGAAGAGGGAACAGGCAAAGGCUGAUGAGGAGGCGCGUUUACAAAAUGAAAGAAAUGCAGUGCACAGCAGUAUGAGUAAACGUGGUGGUAUUGGCGGUGGCGGUGGUAAUACUGUUGGUAUUAUUGGAAAUGGCAAUGUAGGUGGUUUAUUGAGUAAUGGCAAUGGAAUUGGUAGUGUUUGUACACUUGGCGCUGGUGAUGCGCAUAUGAUUAAAAAUACAUGGACAGCAAAUAAAAGUGUUAAUAAUGCAUCGGUGAGAGAGGAUCUUGAUUCUUCGUUUCAAACUGAGGAUAGCUCGUGCUCGGGUUAUAAGCCUGAGCCUGUUCUUCAGGAUGGAAGAUCGAGAUCGACAAAGCAGCUGAAUACGGAAGCUGCUGCGCAUCGUGCAUCGCAUCUUUUUCAAAAGGAAAAAGAAUGCAGUGUUAUGGAAUCAAAGAGGACAUCCGUUUUUGCCGGAAAUCCAACAGUGGGAGGAACAGUUGGAUCGGACUCUUGUUGUGGGGAGGCGGCAUUAUUAAAAAGGCCGAGUACGCUGGGGGAUGGAAGUCCACCCAGUGGUGGUGGUGGUGGUAGUGGACCCAAUUCAGAAAGUGGAUGCGGUGUUUACGUGAUAGACGAUCAUUAUAGGCAUGACGCGGCUCUCGCGGCAACACUCGCAACUGAAGUGUAGCCGAAAUUAUAGACUAUAUUUAUAAUAUAAAAACAAAAAAGUAAAAAAAAAAAAAAAAUUAAAUCCUCAAGACUUUUUUUCUUUUGUGUAGUACGAUAAAAGAAAAUAAGAGCGGCAAAUGUGUUCUCGGUGUGUUUGUGUUGAUUCGUCGACGUUUAAAGAGUGAAUGCGCGCCGUUUUUUUUUUUUUCGUACGUCUGCUCUCGAAAGCUGUUAAACUCUAUUUUGCAACGAGAACGAGGCUUGUUGCAAAACGACUUGGUAUAAAAAAAAUGAAAAUUUUUAGAGAAAAAGCGACGAAAGAGCGAAGAAUGCUGUGGGGGUCGCGCGCCCCGUCCGUUUAUAAGUAUUAAUAUUAUCAUGCUCGAAGCACUUUUGUACAGAACUAAUUUAUUAUAUUUGUUAUUUACUAUUACUGUGAACGCUAUUAAAUAUUAUUGUCACAUUAUGUCACACACAUACACAAACACUUCACACAUACAUACAUACACACACACAUUAUGUUCCAGUAAUUAAGAAUGAAAAAAAAAAAAAAUAUCUAUGAAUGAAUAAUGAUGCGAUGAUGAGAAAUAGAGAUUAUAGUGCGAUAUAUAUAUUUUUUUUUGUAAUUGACUUUUUUUAGAAGGAUUUUUUCUUUUUGAAUUUCUUUAUUUCGACAGUAUUGAAUAAAUCAUGAGAAAGCUGAGUGAAGGGAUAUAUACGUAACUUUCGAAGCGCAUCGCUCACAUCAAUUCAAUUAUUAUUUAAUAUAAGAUUAUAUUAAUGAUGAUAUUUCCAUUAUUAAUAAUAUUUUUUUAUUAAUAUUUUUCCUAUUAAUUUUUUUCUUCAAAUAAUAUUUCUUCGAUUAAUAUUAUUUUUUAUUAAUAUAAUGAUUAUUUAUUAAAUAAUAAUUAAUGUAAAUUUUUUUUUUGUACAAUUUUUACAAAUUGUUCCUCAAGAAUCAAAUUUUGAUGAAUUCCAAAUUUGAUUUUUGAGACGUGUGUGUUUCGAAAGAUUACCCUCCCCUUCUUUUUUUGUAAAAAAUGUCGAUUUUUCGAAAAGAAAUUUUUUUUUUUCAAUUUUUUGACCCCAAAUCAAAAUGUUUGCUCACCAUUUUUUUUUCUCUUUUUUUUUGGAAAAAAAUUAAUUGAUGACAAUACCGAGUUUAAUUCGGUAAAUUUUUUGUGUUCACGUAUAUUUUUGUUAUAUACGUGAAAAUGAAUAAUUUUGAAAAAAGCAAACAAACAAAAUAAUUGUGCGCACAAAUGUUUCCAAAGUCCCAUUUAUAUGUUUGUUUGUGUUAUGUGUUUAAUGUUCUCGUUUUCGCUGUGAAAAACAAAAAAAAAAAAUAAAAAAAAAAAAUAAAACGAAA
Leptopilina boulardi is the source of this 4847-nucleotide messenger RNA. RefSeq names its product neurogenic locus protein delta (gene Delta). Lineage: Eukaryota; Metazoa; Arthropoda; Insecta; Hymenoptera; Figitidae. Gene Ontology annotation, cellular component: protein-containing complex; plasma membrane. Gene Ontology annotation, biological process: cell communication; establishment or maintenance of epithelial cell apical/basal polarity; Notch signaling pathway. Gene Ontology annotation, molecular function: Notch binding; calcium ion binding. Bases 663 to 3497 code for a protein of 944 amino acids. The transcript has 10 exons. The record is from RefSeq and is a predicted model, not a curated record.